This is a messenger RNA of Hipposideros armiger (great roundleaf bat), 2461 nucleotides long. RefSeq names its product acyl-CoA dehydrogenase family member 9 (gene ACAD9). Bases 85 to 1950 code for a protein of 621 amino acids. NCBI's taxonomy places the organism in Eukaryota, Metazoa, Chordata, Mammalia, Chiroptera, Hipposideridae. The record is from RefSeq and is a predicted model, not a curated record. The transcript has 18 exons. Gene Ontology annotation, molecular function: flavin adenine dinucleotide binding; acyl-CoA dehydrogenase activity.
AUCAGAGGGCGCGAGCGAGGUGCAUGUGACUGAGGCGCUGAGAAGAAGGUGGUGGCGGUCAGAGUGUGGGGAAUUUCCGACAAUAUGAGUUGCAGCGGGCUCUUGCGAAGGGCUGCGGCGGCGGCGAGUUCCUGCUGGGCUUCGGUGGCCUCGACCGCGAGCCCGCGCCGGCUGAGCACCAGUCAGAUGAGCCGAGCUUUCGCCAAGGAGCUCUUCCUGGGCAAAAUCGAGAAGAAACAAGUUUUCCCAUUUCCCGAAGUUAGCCAAGAUGAACUUAAUGAAAUCAAUCAGUUUGUGGGACUCAUAGAAAAAUUCUUCUCUGAAGAGGUGGACUCACGAAAAAUUGACCAGGAGGGAAAAAUCCCAAAGGAAACUUUAGAGAAACUGAAGAGCCUGGGGCUUUUUGGGAUGCAAGUCCCAGAAGAAUAUGGUGGCCUGGGCCUCUCCAACACCAUGUAUGCUCGGCUAGGGGAAAUUGUCAGCUUGGACGGGUCAAUUGCUGUGACCCUGGCAGCACAUCAGGCUAUCGGCCUCAAGGGGCUCAUUUUGGCCGGCACUGAGGAGCAGAAGUCCAAGUACCUACCCAAACUGGCAUCUGGGGAGCACAUUGCCGCCUUCUGCCUGACCGAGCCAGCCAGUGGGAGUGACGCUGCCUCCAUCCAGGCCAGGGCCGUAUUAAGUGAAGAUAAGAAGCACUACAUCCUCAGCGGCUCCAAGGUCUGGAUCACCAAUGGAGGACUGGCGAAUAUUUUUACUGUGUUUGCUAAGACCAAGGUUGUUGAUUCUGACAGCUUAGUAAAAGACAAAAUCACAGCAUUCAUAGUGGAGAGAGACUUUGGUGGAGUGAUUAAUGGGAAGCCUGAGGAUAAGUUAGGCAUCCGCGGCUCCAACACUUGUGAAGUCCAUUUUGAAAACACCAGGGUGCCAGUUGAAAAUGUUCUUGGAGAAGUCGGAGGCGGGUUUAAGGUGGCCAUGAAUAUCCUCAACAGCGGGAGGUUCAGCACGGGCAGCUUUGUGGCCGGGAUGCUCAAGAAAUUGAUCGAAAUGACUGCUGAAUAUGCCUGCACGAGGAAACAGUUCAACAGGAACCUCAGUGAAUUUGGAUUAAUUCAGGAAAAGUUUGCCCUAAUGGCUCAGAAAGCUUAUGUGAUGGAAAGUAUGGCCUAUCUCACUGCGGGGAUGCUGGACCAGCCAGGAUUUCCUGACUGCUCUAUCGAGGCUGCCAUAGUGAAGGUGUUCAGUUCAGAGGGCGCCUGGCAGUGCAUGAGUGAGGCACUGCAGAUCCUGGGGGGCACAGGCUACAUGAAGGGGUACCCGUAUGAGCGCAUGCUGCGUGACGCCUGUAUCCUGCUCAUCUUUGAGGGGACCAACGAGAUCCUACGGAUGUACAUCGCCCUGACAGGCCUGCAGUAUGCCGGCCGCAUCCUGACUGCCAGGAUCAAUAAGCUUAAACGGGGCAACAUGACCACUGUCCUUGAGACCAUCGGCUGCAGGCUUCGGGACUCCCUGGGUCGAACCGUGGACCUGGGGCUGACGGGAAAUCUCGGAGCUGUGCACCCCAGUGUUGCGGACAGUGCAAGAAAGCUUGAGGAGAAUGUUUAUUACUUUGGCCGCACUGUGGAGACAUUGCUGCUCCGCUUUGGCAAGACCAUCGUGGAGGAGCAGAUGGUCUUGAAGCGGGUGGCCAACAUCCUCAUCAACCUGUACGGCAUGACGGCUGUGCUGUCUCGGGCAAGCCGCUCCAUGCGAGCAGGACUCCGGAACCAUGACCAUGAGGUUCUGUUGGCCAACAUCUUCUGCGCGGAAGCUUAUUCCCAGAAUCUCUUCACCCUGUCUCAGCUGGACAAGUAUUCUCCAGAAAACCUAGAUGAACAGAUCAAGAAAGUGUCCCAGCAGGUCCUAGAGAGGCGAGCAUACAUCUGUGCCCACCCUCUGGACCAGAUAUCCUGAAGCACAGAUGGGUGCUCCCUGCUGCCGCCAGCCCCCAGGCCAUAGUCCCUUGCUAGACGACUCUCACUCUUUUCACAGAAAAUAAUAGAACUUGGAGCUACUUCAAAUUGAACCGUUUCUUUCCAGUCUCCACCUGAAGGUCCUUCUCCCAGCUGAGGAAGUCUCUUCUAGGCUUUGACCUAUGGGCAUUGCUGCCUGUGUGACCCCAUGUUCUGAACGGGGACAGACAGACUGGAAUUGCUGAGACCUGUGAUUUGAGGACAUGCUGCUAGUUAGGAGACUUCACCGUGGAAACUGGGGCCUGUGCUACCACCCCAUGGCAUGGGGCUAUGCAGACCUGGUUCAGGCAGGGAUAGCCAUUUCUCCUAGGCCACACAUUCUCCAAUAAACAGCUUGAAAGCUGUGCACAUGUUCAUUCAGACUAGAAGCAAAAUGCACUUCAAACAUGUACCAGGAACCACUGAACAAACAAUAAUAUUAAAUGGCACAGUUUGUGUUCACCUUUCAAGUG